Sebastes umbrosus (honeycomb rockfish) is the source of this 4524-nucleotide messenger RNA. Its product is annotated as partitioning defective 3 homolog. Gene Ontology annotation, molecular function: protein binding; phosphatidylinositol binding. Gene Ontology annotation, cellular component: cell cortex; apical junction complex; adherens junction. The transcript is spliced from 24 exons. NCBI's taxonomy places the organism in Eukaryota, Metazoa, Chordata, Actinopteri, Perciformes, Sebastidae. The coding region runs from base 193 to 4350 and encodes 1385 amino acids. Gene Ontology annotation, biological process: establishment or maintenance of epithelial cell apical/basal polarity; microtubule cytoskeleton organization; establishment of centrosome localization. The record is from RefSeq and is a predicted model, not a curated record.
UUUGUUGGGAACUUUUGUGUAAGUGAGUGAGUCAACACACAGGGACACACAGGGAGGACGCCACCACCCAGCUCCGUGGACGACUUCGCAACAAACUGCUGGAUUUCUAGUGUUUGACGCACCGGGGAUGGUUAUUAUCGGGUUUUGACGCGUCUUUUUCCUCAUUGGAAUUAACGCGGCGGAGGAGGGGAAAUGAAAGUGACGGUGUGUUUCGGGAGGACCCGGGUGGUCGUUCCGUGCGGGGAUGGGAAUAUACAAGUCCACAGCCUCAUCGAACAAGCAGCCAUGAGGUACAAGAAGGCCAUCGCAAAGGACCCCAGCUACUGGGUCCAGGUCCACAGGUUGGAACAUGGAGAUGGAGGCAUUUUGGACCUGGAUGACAUGCUGUGCGAUGUGGUGGAUGACAAAGACAGGCUGGUAGCAGUAUAUGAAGAGCAAGAUCCUCACAAUGGAGGCGACGGUACCAGCGCCAGCUCCACCGGUACGCACAGUCCCGAACCCUUCGUCAGUGACGUGAGUUCGGCGUCGGCCUUUCAGCCCUACGAGACCAACAGCGAGAUCGAGGUCACUCCGUCCGCUCUGCGAUCCAACAUGCCUCUCCAUGUCCGUCGCAGCAGUGAUCCCUCCCUGGCCGGCCUUCCUCCGGGCGAAGUCCCGGUCGAUCCAGAGGAGCCGUCCAGAAAGAACCCAGCUCGCUGGUCCACAACCGCUGGUUUCCAAAAGCAUCACCACAAACCAAAAACAAGCACCGGCAACGGCACCGGCAGCCUGGAACGAAAGGGGAGAGGAGGCCAUUCCUACCGGAGUCUUCCUCGCGAUGCGAGUGGCUGGUCCACUCAGUUCCAGAGAGAAAUUACUCGAUCUUCUCUGAGCGCCAACCACCCAAUGGUGGACCGAUGGCUUGACAGACAGGAACAGGAGGAGGAGGAAGAAGAGCGAAGGAGACACGAAAGGAGGAUUGAAAGGAUAGAGCCAGUAGGGAGGGCGGACUCCUCAUUGGAACAUUCACCUAUGUUCAGUCUAGAAGGCCUGCUCAAGCCGGUCGAGGUGUCCAAUGCUGGAGGGCCCCUGGGGAUCCACGUAGUGCCCCUCAGUACGCACGAUGUCAGGACUCAGGGCUUGCUGGUGAAGCGUCUGGAGCGCGGGGGGAAAGCCGAGCAGGAGCGUCUCUUCCAGGAGAACGACUGCAUUGUCAAAAUCAAUCAGGCGGACAUUCGCCACCUGCGCUUCGAACAAGCCCAGAACAUCUUCAAGCAGGCCAUGCGCGGCACGGCCAUCCUCUUCCACGUGGUUCCCGCCGCCAUGAGGAGACAGUUCGAGCUGCUGUCGCUCCAGAGCGAGCUUAGCCCCCAGCCCAACAGAGUCCGCUUCAGCCAAGUCUCUCUAAACUCGGGGGACACGUCCAGUUCGGUGGGGGGGCCAACGCACAGAUCUGGACCACAACCGGGCCAAAACCACGACCACCAGGGAUCCCUGGCAGGAAGCACCCCGGAGCAGAACCGACGGUACGCCACGUUACCCCACACCUUGGUCUCCAGGACCUCUUCAGCCCCCUCCCCCUCCCUGCAGCGCAGGGUAAGCACAAACCCGUCCAACAGCUCCUACCUGAAGAACAAAGGACGCAAAUUCAACGUCCAGCUGAAGAAAGGUCCAGAGGGUCUCGGGUUCAGCAUCACAUCCAGAGACGUCCCCAUCGCAGGCAGCGCUCCCAUUUAUGUGAAAAACAUCCUUCCCCGAGGGGCCGCCAUCCAAGAUGGCCGAUUGAAAGCCGGGGACCGGCUGCUGGAGGUUAACGGAGUGGACCUGAAUGGUAAGAGCCAGGAAGAGGUGGUGGCCCUGCUCCGAGCCACGCCCAUGGGUGGGACUGUGAACCUGUUGGUGAAUCGCCCUGAGGACUCCCUGCUGCCCCGAGAAGUGCAGUCAGAGGAUGAUGACAUCGUGUUAACCCCCGACGGUACGCAAGAGUUCAUGACCUUUGAGAUCCCUCUGAAUGACUCAGGCUCAGCAGGCCUGGGAGUCAGCGUCAAGGGUAACCGGUCCAAGGAAAACCACGCCGACUUAGGCAUCUUUGUGAAAUCCAUUAUCAAUGGAGGUGCUGCUAGCAAGGAUGGCCGUCUACGAGUCAACGACCAGCUCAUUGCUGUCAACGGGGAGUCGCUGCACGGGAUGACCAACCAGGACGCCAUGGAAACGCUGCGCACAUCCAUGUCCGUAGAGGGCAACAAGCGAGGGAUGAUUCAGCUCAUCGUGGCCCGGCACACGUCCAAAAACUUUGAGGACAACUUCGGCAGCCCUCCGGUUUCAGAGCAUUCCGCAAGCUCUCUACUGGACAACCACGAGCGGCGGAUUUCCGACUCGAUGUAUGAAGGCUUGGACAACUCCACACCGGUGGCUAAUAUGAUAGGACGCAUUGGUAACUACCAGCUGUCUCCGACUGUGAACAUGCCGCAGGACGACAUAGUGAUGAUCGAAGACGACCGGCCGCCCCUGCUUCCUGCCCACCUCUCCGACCAAUCGUCCUCCAGUUCCCACGAGGACAUGGGCUUCGUGGGAGAGAACCCGGUGCCCUGGAUCCACGAGCUGCCCGAUCAGAAUGAAUGCUCGCUCAGUCCAGACGCAGACGCAGACCCCGACGGUUCGUUCCAGAGGGAGGGCUUUGGCCGCCAGAGCAUGUCCGAAAAACGCACCAAACAGUACGAAAACGCCAACGAGCUGGAGAUAAUCAAGACGCGCAAGUCCAAGAGCAUGGAUCUGGGUUCUGCAGAACAAGAGGUCGGACCCUCGUUGGGUCUGAAAAAGUCCAGCUCCCUCGAAAGCCUCCAGAUGGCUGUCGCCGAGGCGACGCUGAACGGCGGCGAGAUCAACGUCAACAGGCCGCGCUCCCGGAUCGCCAGGGGCCGCGGCUGCAACGAGAGCUUCCGAGCCGCGAUCGACAAAUCGUACGAGAAACCUGGUGCCCCGACGACGGAGGAGCAGAACAGCAUGGAGACAUUGGAUGAGGACACAGAGGGAAGUUCCAGAUCGGGUCGUGAGUCGAUGUCCACCAGCGGCGACCUCAUCGUGGGACCCGGGCUGAACGGCAACCUCUCCAAAGAGGACAGGCAGAAGGAUCGGGACAAGGUCGGGGGGAAGGAGAAGAAACCCGAAAGGGACAAAGAGAAGGACAAGGACAAGAACAAAGCCAAGAAGGGCGUGCUGAAGGGCCUGGGCGAGAUGUUCAGGUUCGGAAAGCACCGGAGGGAUGAGCGUCCAGGAGACAGGAUGGAGAGGAAGGGCUCCAGUAAAUCUAAAGCUGAGGACAUGCAGGCGUCAGAGGAAGAGACCCUGCGGAUGAGGCUGGAACAAGAGAGAAUACAGGCCAAGAUGCGCGAGCUCCGGGAAAGGCAGGCAAAGGAGAGGGAAUACGCUGAGAUCCAAGACGUCGUCGGUGGUGGUGCCUUCAGCUCAGAUGAGGAGCACACCUACGCUGGCAUCGGCUCGUUAGACUCGUCAGUGGACAGCAGCAGCAUGGAGCAGUACAACCACCACUACCAUCUCCCCCAGAGUCCCCAGAGUCCUCACCUUCCCGUGAGCCGACAGGACAACGGCGGCCCACCCCUGGAGGCUCUGUACGCCCAGGUCAACAAGCCGCGCAACGGACGCCCUGCUGCUCCAGACAGCAGUCAGAUGGCUCCCAGUAACCAUGACCGGAUACAAAGGCUGAGGAGCGAGUUCCAGCAGGCCAGGCAGGAGGAUGACGUCGACGACCACAGGCACACCUACAGCUUCAACCAGGCCUGGGUGAGCAACGGGACGGAGCUGCCGCCGAGCGGACGCCAUUCGGUAACGGUUGACACUCAGGUCCAGAAACAGCAGCAAGAGGACAGAGAUGGUGUCCAACAAGCACACAGACCGUACAGCUCCCUGCCACGGCAACCUCGUAAGACCCCCAGCACGGCGUCCCAGGAGUCGUGGGACAAGGUGUACGCGCCAGCAGAGGGAUUCCAGACAUCCAAGGAGAACCCUCGCUACUCCGGUGGCCAGGGGUCGCGUAACGGCUACCUGGGAACGUCCAACUUCAACGCCCGAGUCCUCUUAGAGACCCAGGAGCUGCUGAGGCAGGAGCAGAGGCGAAGAGAGCAGGAGGCCAACAAGGCCAGGCCUCCUCCUCCUCUUCCUCCGGCGCAGGAAGCCCCGAUCACCUACGACCACAGCAGAGACCACCCCCAGGCCCCGGGCUCUGCUCCGGCUCUGCAGGCCGCACUUCAGACCAAGGGCCCCUACAGACAGGACGUACCGCCGUCGCCUUCUCAGCUCGCCAAGCUCAGCAGGCUUCAGGGUUCGGAGAAAGGGAGGCUCUUUUACUCCUAACGACUAGAAGAUGGAACUUCUGGGAGAUUCUAACAGGGAAAAAAAAUACAAAGAGGGAAAAGUGUGUUUUAUAAAAUGCUGAGAUACAAAGAUUUUUAUAAGACUCUUGAUAGAAAAUGUUAAUAUUUAAAAAAAAAAAGAACGAUUUUUUUUAAUGAUAUGAACCAUUAUCGU